This is a messenger RNA of Magallana angulata, 1846 nucleotides long. Its product is annotated as BTB/POZ domain-containing protein 6-like. Bases 329 to 1654 code for a protein of 441 amino acids. The record is from RefSeq and is a predicted model, not a curated record. The transcript has 4 exons. NCBI's taxonomy places the organism in Eukaryota, Metazoa, Mollusca, Bivalvia, Ostreida, Ostreidae. Gene Ontology annotation, biological process: neurogenesis. Gene Ontology annotation, molecular function: protein binding. Gene Ontology annotation, cellular component: cytosol.
UUCUUUUCAAACACUAUAAAAAAUCGGUCAGGGUAGGUGUGUAAUGGUAAUUUCAAAACGUCGCUCCACGAAACGAUUUUACCCGAGGUAUUUCUACAUCACGAAUCUUCCACGAACAACUGACUAUUUAUAAUGUCAAAAAGAAAACAUAAAGUAAACAAAACAGAAAACUUUUGACAACUGACCUGUAAAAUAAACGUUUACCUGAGUGUAUAAAGAAAAAGAACAGUGAAUGGACUGCUGAGAGAGUCCAAGAAAUAUUAAAAUAAAUUUCUUUGGUAAUUCCAAUCUUUCUUGUUCAUAGUGGGACAAAGAUUAAAAAGAAAAAAUGGACUUGUUGAGCUAUGGAGAUUGGCAGUCAGAUCGCAGCUUAUCAGAGAGCAACAAAUUCAUGUUACAGCAAAAGAUUGGUUGUGAUAUCAGCUUUCUAUUGGGCAAAUCAAAGGAAUUGGUACAGGCACACAGUUAUAUGCUGGCAAGUCGAAGUAGUGUAUUCUUUGCAAUGCUGUAUGGACCUUUUGACAAAAGUGACAAGCCGAUUGAAAUACCAGACAUAGAAAAAGAUAUUUUUGAACAAAUUUUAAGGUAUAUGUACUGUGAAGAAAUUUCUAUUAAUGAGGACAAUGUGACCCACAUUCUUUAUGCUGCACGCAAAUAUGGAAUCUCAAAAGUUACAAAAGAAUGCAGGUCUUUCUUGGAGAAGAACAUCAAUCCAGACAAUGUUUGUGUCAUUGCUGAAAAUGCUCACAUCUUUGAUGAAGAAGAGCUUUUCAAAAUGUGUCUAGAUUACAUCAUCAAACACGCCUUUGAAAGCAUUCACUCAGAGGCCUUCACUCAGCUGUGCCAGUCCUGUGUGACUAAGAUAAUUGAGAGGGAUGAUCUUCCUUUGGAUGAAGAUCACAUUUUGGAGUGUAUGACCCAUUGGGCCAAGAAGCAGUGUAGUCGUCAAAGUUUGGCAGUUACGGAGGAGAAUCAGAGGGCAGCCCUUGGCGACCUUUUCUACUUGAUACGGUUUCCAAUUAUGAACUUGACAUAUUUUGCAGACAAUGUUGCAAAGAACAGCAAACUUCUGACUGAAAUAGAAAAAAUCAAUCUCUACACAUACAUGGCUGGAACAAAUAAAGAGUUGUCAGACAUCAAAUUUGUCACGAAAUGUAGGAAAUCAUUUUUCAUCACAUGUACACGUUUGGGGGCUUUGGAAAAAGCAAAUGUUGAAACCUUUAGAUGGAGAACUGGGGAACUGGAGAAACUAGACUUUAAAGUGUCAAAGAAGAUUGAAAUUCAUGGCAUUGUAGUGUAUGGUGGAAGGCUAGAAAAGUCAAACUACAAAGUUUCGGCCUGGCUGAGAAAGCAUGACACGGACGAAGUCAUUGCGGACUGUCACAGCAAGCUGACAACUACACCAGAGGGCAUCACCUAUCGGGUCUUCUUCAGAAAGCCUGCCAUAGUGCAGGCCAACAAGAGAUACUGUAUCCACCUACAAAUGAAGGGAGCCAAGACCUACUGGAGUGAGGAGGGAACCACUAACGUCACCUGCCAUGAUGUUGUGUUUACAUUUCUGGACUCCCAGGAAUACGGGAAUGGGACCGGGGCUAGACGUGGUCAGAUUCCAGGAAUCAUCUUCACCAGAUAUCCUAGGAACCAGACCAGUUAACCAUCAACCGCUCCUUACAAGGGAUUUUGUUUUCAUAUCCUGGACGUUGUUUUUUUAUGUCACCAUGAAUCACACAACCAAACAAAACAUCAAUAAGACUAAGUCAUAUGAAUUUUAUUCAGUGCAACACCCUACUGUAAACCAUUAAAUCUUACUUAUGUGAAACAUUAUUUUAUUAAAAUCACUAGAAUC